This is a messenger RNA of Artibeus jamaicensis (Jamaican fruit-eating bat), 6259 nucleotides long. RefSeq names its product EPH receptor A4 (gene EPHA4). The record is from RefSeq and is a predicted model, not a curated record. Gene Ontology annotation, molecular function: ATP binding; transmembrane-ephrin receptor activity; protein binding. Gene Ontology annotation, biological process: axon guidance; cell surface receptor protein tyrosine kinase signaling pathway; protein phosphorylation. The transcript is spliced from 18 exons. Gene Ontology annotation, cellular component: plasma membrane; neuron projection. NCBI's taxonomy places the organism in Eukaryota, Metazoa, Chordata, Mammalia, Chiroptera, Phyllostomidae. The coding region runs from base 42 to 3002 and encodes 986 amino acids.
UGGGAUAGAAGCGGUAGGAGCAGCGUUGGCACCGGUGAACCAUGGCUGGGAUUUUCUAUUUCCUUCUCUUUUCGUUUCUCUUUGGGAUUUGCGACGCUGUCACCGGUUCCAGGGUGUACCCCGCGAAUGAAGUUACCUUAUUGGAUUCCAGAUCCGUUCAGGGCGAACUUGGGUGGAUAGCAAGCCCCCUGGAAGGAGGGUGGGAGGAAGUGAGUAUUAUGGAUGAAAAAAACACACCCAUCCGAACCUACCAAGUGUGCAACGUGAUGGAACCUAGCCAGAAUAACUGGCUCCGAACUGACUGGAUCACCCGAGAGGGGGCUCAGCGGGUGUAUAUUGAGAUCAAGUUCACCCUGAGGGACUGCAAUAGUCUUCCAGGCGUCAUGGGGACUUGCAAGGAGACAUUCAACCUGUACUACUAUGAAUCCGACAACGACAGAGAGCGUUUCAUUCGAGAGAGCCAGUUUGCCAAGAUUGACACCAUCGCCGCUGACGAGAGCUUCACCCAAGUGGACAUUGGCGAUCGCAUCAUGAAGUUGAACACCGAGAUCCGAGAUGUAGGGCCAUUGAGCAAAAAGGGGUUUUAUCUGGCCUUUCAGGAUGUGGGCGCUUGCAUUGCCCUGGUGUCGGUCCGUGUGUUCUAUAAGAAGUGUCCACUCACGGUUCGCAAUCUGGCCCAGUUUCCAGACACCAUCACGGGGGCUGAUACGUCUUCUCUGGUCGAAGUCCGAGGCUCCUGUGUCAACAACUCAGAAGAGAAGGAUGUGCCAAAGAUGUACUGUGGGGCAGAUGGCGAGUGGCUGGUACCCAUUGGCAACUGCCUGUGCAAUGCCGGGCAUGAAGAACGAAAUGGAGAAUGCCAAGCCUGCAAAAUCGGAUAUUACAAAGCCCUCUCCACGGAUGCCACCUGUGCCAAGUGUCCACCCCACAGCUACUCUGUCUGGGAAGGAGCCACAUCGUGCACCUGUGACCGAGGCUUUUUCAGAGCUGACAACGAUGCCGCCUCAAUGCCCUGCACCCGCCCACCAUCUGCUCCCCUCAACUUGAUUUCAAAUGUCAACGAGACAUCGGUGAACUUGGAAUGGAGCAGUCCUCAGAACACCGGUGGCCGCCAGGACAUCUCCUACAAUGUGGUGUGCAAGAAAUGUGGAGCUGGUGAUUCCAGCAAGUGCCGACCCUGUGGAAGUGGGGUCCAUUACACCCCACAGCAGAAUGGGCUGAAGACCACGAAAGUCUCCAUCACCGACCUCCUGGCUCAUACCAAUUACACAUUUGAAAUCUGGGCGGUGAAUGGAGUGUCCAAGUAUAACCCUAGCCCAGACCAAUCAGUGUCCGUCACCGUGACAACCAACCAAGCAGCACCAUCAUCCAUUGCUUUGGUACAAGCUAAAGAAGUUACCAGAUACAGUGUUGCUCUGGCUUGGCUGGAACCAGAUCGGCCCAAUGGAGUCAUUUUGGAAUAUGAAGUCAAGUACUAUGAGAAGGAUCAGAACGACCGAAGCUAUCGGAUUGUCCGCACAGCAGCCAGGAACACGGAUAUCAAAGGUCUGAAUCCUCUGACUUCCUACGUGUUCCAUGUCCGGGCCAGAACAGCAGCUGGCUAUGGAGACUUCAGUGAGCCCCUGGAGGUCACAACCAACACAGUGCCUUCCCGGAUCAUUGGAGACGGGGCCAACUCCACAGUCCUGCUGGUCUCCGUUUCUGGCAGUGUGGUGCUAGUGGUCAUCCUCAUCGCGGCUUUUGUCAUCAGCAGGAGACGGAGUAAAUACAGUAAAGCCAAGCAAGAAGCAGAUGAGGAGAAACAUUUGAAUCAAGGUGUUAGAACUUAUGUGGAUCCCUUUACAUACGAAGAUCCCAACCAAGCAGUUCGAGAAUUUGCCAAAGAAAUCGACGCAUCCUGCAUUAAGAUUGAAAAAGUCAUAGGAGUCGGUGAAUUUGGUGAAGUUUGCAGUGGGCGUCUCAAGGUGCCUGGCAAGCGAGAGAUCUGUGUGGCCAUUAAGACACUGAAAGCUGGUUAUACGGACAAACAGCGGAGAGACUUCCUGAGCGAGGCCAGCAUCAUGGGACAGUUUGACCACCCGAACAUAAUUCACUUGGAAGGCGUCGUCACCAAAUGUAAACCAGUGAUGAUCAUCACCGAAUACAUGGAGAACGGCUCCUUGGAUGCAUUCCUUAGGAAGAAUGACGGCAGGUUCACAGUCAUUCAGCUGGUGGGCAUGCUUCGUGGCAUUGGGUCUGGGAUGAAAUAUUUAUCUGAUAUGAGCUAUGUGCACCGCGAUCUGGCUGCACGGAAUAUUCUGGUAAAUAGCAACUUGGUCUGCAAAGUGUCUGAUUUUGGCAUGUCCCGGGUGCUUGAAGAUGAUCCGGAAGCAGCUUAUACCACGAGGGGUGGCAAGAUUCCUAUCCGGUGGACUGCGCCAGAAGCAAUUGCCUAUCGUAAAUUCACAUCAGCGAGUGAUGUAUGGAGCUACGGAAUCGUUAUGUGGGAAGUGAUGUCGUAUGGAGAGAGACCCUACUGGGAUAUGUCCAAUCAAGAUGUGAUUAAAGCCAUUGAGGAAGGCUAUCGGCUCCCCCCUCCCAUGGACUGCCCCAUUGCACUCCACCAGCUGAUGCUAGACUGCUGGCAGAAGGAGAGGAGCGACAGGCCUAAAUUUGGGCAGAUUGUCAACAUGUUGGACAAACUAAUUCGCAACCCCAGCAGCUUGAAGAGGACGGGGACCGAGAGCUCCAGACCUAACACUGCCUUGCUGGAUCCAAGCUCCCCUGAAUUCUCCGCCGUGGUAUCAGUGGGUGAUUGGCUCCAGGCCAUUAAAAUGGACCGGUAUAAGGAUAAUUUCACGGCUGCUGGUUACACCACACUAGAAGCCGUAGUGCACGUGAACCAGGAUGACCUGGCACGAAUCGGGAUCACAGCUGUCACACACCAGAAUAAGAUUUUGAGCAGCGUCCAGGCAAUGAGAACCCAGAUGCAGCAGAUACACGGCAGAAUGGUUCCCGUCUGAGCCAGUACUGACUAAACUCAAAACUCUUGAAAUUAGUUUACCUCAUCCAUGCACUUUAAUUGAAGAACUGCACUUUUUUUACUUCGUCUUCGCCCUCUGAAAUUAAAAAAAAAAAAUCUAUCUGCAGUGUUGCUUGGUGUACAGACUGCUGGAAACGAGCUUACGGAAAUGACCACCGUCGUUUGAAUUCGACCUGGAACAAAUUGUUUCUCAGAAGUACUUCCUCGGUCACCAGUUUGUAAAAUACACGUACCUGUACAAAUAGGACCCCACCUCUGAGUCUUGAUGCCAUGUUUGCUACCAGACACUGAGCUUCUCUGAGACAUCUGGUCCUUUCUCCACUGGGAAUUACAGCCGUGGUAUUUUGUUUGUGGCAUAAAUUACAGUCCUCCUUCUUUCACUGGAAUGAAGACCAAGCCCAGGCACACUUUUGAAGGACUCGCUUGUAGCUUUUAAGGCUUGGUUCACAGUAGGGGGAGAAACCUAGGUAACAGCCAUGCGGAUCAUCCGUGUUGCUCUUUCGAUGCUUAGGCCACUGGGUGGCUUGUGAUGACAUGAGGGGAUGAACAGUAAAGGAAAGUGGAUUUAAAAAUAAUAAUAAUAAUAAAACCCGAGCACCAUAUACAUCCCCUAACUGGACAAACAAGGUCUGUUUCUUUGGGCCCGAGGCUGUGCCAUAUAAAGUCUUAUUUUGGGGACUACAGAUUUACUGUUACUACCUUAAGGAUAGCGGACUGGGACAAUCUUGAAUAGGGAACUUUCAUACUUCCCUUCUUUAAAGAAGCAAACCCCAAUCUCCAAGGGAGUAGACUCUGCUAUCUUGGCCUCACAGCCCUUCCUGUUGAUUACAAAGCCCACAGAAGAAAACGGAACACACCCUGCUUACUUCCUUCUCCGUGGAUUUCUUCUGCGGCUACUGUGCGAGUUCUGGAGGAAAGACACACGUGAAACAGACGCAGCACCUGCAAAGAGUAAAUGCACGACUUGCAAAUCUCCUUUCCAGUGAAAGAAACAGCAGACAUUCAAGGUUCGGCGUCUGUUCUCCGGUGGCACUGAGGAACGUACUGUCUCAUAGCACCAGCUCUGCAGAACCCCUGUUCCCAGACUCCUUGUGGUUUUAUUUAUAUGUAUUUCCAUAUCUCAUUGCUGUAUGUCACUGCUGCAUUGGUGUGGCAGCAAGUGACCAAAGGCUACAGGUUUUACUAUGGACACCAGGUCAGGUGCCACCAUGCAAAACAAAGCCAGUUCCUAUGAGCUGCCUAUGAUAUGCAUUGCUGAAGUAACAUUUUACCCAGGGUGUGCCAUUGCAGUGAUAUAAAUAUAUUUUUUUCCUAGACUAAAUAUGAGCUGACUAUCUGUUUUGAUGUGUGUACAUAGGCGUGAGUGAGUGUGUGUGCGUGUGUGUGCACGUGUGUAACCUCAUGCUUAGAACUGCCUGUGAAUGUUGUGGAAUGCUACACCUGGAAAGUUCUGGUUUUCCACCGGUUCUGAGAUGAAGAGCCACACGAGGUAGCGGGCCUGGAGACCAUGCCCAUCCCCUUAGACAGACAACCCGGAAAUGUUAAAUGUCCUGUAUUUAUAUUGUAUUUCGUAGCUGCCACACUAACCUUAAUAGGUAAUAAUACAGCUUUGGGCAGAAGCGUUUUCACCUUAGUGGUGGAGUAAUAUUAGAAUAUAAACCCAUGUCAGUGACAAUCCAUCAUCAAAGUCACGAAUUCUGACCGAACGCCUCAUCUGAAUCACCAGUUCCUUGAUGGAGAGAGAGAGAAGGGGAUGGCAUUUGUUUAGUAACCCCAAAUGGAGUACAAGUAGCCUUCGUUUUCCUGCAUAAAUGGACUUGACGAAUGCGAACAGAUAUAUGCAAUUCCUAUGCUUUCGGAGAUGAACGUAGACAUGCGUGUCAGCUUUGAGAUGAUGUGUCCUGGAUUAAUACUUUGUCUCCCACUAUCACAGAACAAUACAUGCCAGGUUAGCAUAGUUGGGAUUAAAUGGCUGCAAGCAAUUUCAGGUGCCCAAUGACAUGGAAAGUUCUACAGUUGUUGAUAGAGAGCUAACUCCGAUGGCCCACACAAGUACAUCAGCCUUCUAGAAUCUGAGGUCCACUGUGUGAAGAUUCUGUUUUGAUAUGAUAUGUAUACCAAACUCCAGCCAACAUACUGCCAUGUUUCAUAAUCUGAGUGGCUGCCUUGCUUGUUCUAAGCUAUGGUUGCAGAAACUGUGGCCAUUUAUAUAAGCUAUAACAUCAAAUCAGGGAAAUAAUGGGAAACAAAAGAUUCUGAACCCUGUGUUGUUGAAUCAGUGAAGAAAAUCGUCAGUGAAUAUUUAUUGCAUUCCGUCAGGGUGUAUGGCAUUGUAUUCUUAUAACUAUGCCAGAGUGACAAAGUUAAUUCACCCCUUUGGGGGGACUUUAAUAUAUUUUUAAAGGGAUGUGCCUAUGCAUUGAUGCCUGAAAAAUAUGUAUAAAGAAAUGAGGUUGAAUCUCUGAGCAGGUCACCUUUCCUCUAGAGGUAAGGGCAGGAGGCCAGCUUUAGGGGCUGGGUCUAGCCCCAGGAGUGAGUACUGGCCCUAGUGAGCUCAGAUCUACCGUUAGGAAGCAUUAAGCUGACCCCCUGCACCAAAUCCAGUAGCUUCACCAUGUGUCCACUGGCCCCAAAUUAUUUUUAACAAUAUUAUGAAUAAAAUGUUCUGGUGUGUUUUAAAAAGUUACUUUGAAGAAAGGCUGUGCUCACUACACGGCUGGUGUGUGUGUUUUGAGACCUCUUGUAUUCAAUCUGUGAAGGAUAUGUGUAUUAAUCCAUACAAGCUUAUAGCCUCAAUAUUUGUCUGAAGACACUUAAAUUCUGACCAGUCAAGGAAAGUUCUAGAAGCAAUAUUUUCACUUAUUUAACAUUCUCCAAACAACAUCAAGCAUUGAUACACACUGAAAAGUGUAUUUUUUUUAUCACUCCAAGUAUGUUGGAAUAUGCAAGGACUGUGGUUAAAAUUAGAAUGUAUAAGGCAUAUUAUAAUUUAGUUCAUCUGAAAAAGGAAUUAACUGAACAUAGAGUCAUUCAUACAUGUUCCAAAAUUUGAGCAAUCUCUUGAGUUAGACAUAGAUUUUCUAUUUUGUUUUAAUUUGUCAAGAUAUUUUUCUUCCCUUCAUAAAACUUAGGUACACAUAACUUAUGUCAUUUAUUUAUGGUCUUUUAUACCUAGUUUGUAAAAUUGUAAAAUAGCAAACUAAAUGCAAAGGGUUUGCAUUUGAAAACAAUAAAGUA